Gekko japonicus is the source of this 2591-nucleotide messenger RNA. It is a transcript of the gene TAF12, whose product is annotated as TATA-box binding protein associated factor 12. NCBI's taxonomy places the organism in Eukaryota, Metazoa, Chordata, Lepidosauria, Squamata, Gekkonidae. Gene Ontology annotation, cellular component: SLIK (SAGA-like) complex; transcription factor TFIID complex; SAGA complex. The coding region runs from base 246 to 884 and encodes 212 amino acids. Gene Ontology annotation, biological process: RNA polymerase II preinitiation complex assembly; DNA-templated transcription initiation. Gene Ontology annotation, molecular function: DNA binding; TBP-class protein binding; protein heterodimerization activity. The record is from RefSeq and is a predicted model, not a curated record. The transcript has 7 exons.
GUGUUGUGGCCCGGCGAUUUCUCGAGGAGAGGGAAGCGGCAGUCGGAGGUGGGACGCGGAUAUGGCGAGAUAGGCGGCCGGUGCGUGUGAGGGCGUUGCGGAGCAGUGCCAAAGGCAGCCGAGGCUUAGGCUGUAAGGGGUUGCCGAGGGGUAGGAGGAGAGUCCGAGGCGCCCGCCUGGUUUGAGGCGGCCUAGAAACCGUCGGAGUGGAGUUGCCAGCUGCCAGGAACUUUCCCCCCUUGAAAAUGGCCUCUCCCUUCACUGGUCCCACAGCAGUUUCUGAUGUAAUUAAAGACCUAGAUACUCAAAUAGCUCUGAUUGGUUUAGGCCCUCACACUCCCAAGAAGAAGCAAGACCUUGACAAACUCUAUGAUCUGAAGGCUAAAGCCCAGCAGAUUAUGAACCAGUUUGGUCCCUCUACUUUGAUCAACUUAUCCAAUUUUUCGUCAAUCAAGCCAGAACCUGCUAGUACUUCCCCACAUAGCUCCAUGGCAAACAAUACCACUGUGGCAAAGAUGCCUGGGACUCCUAGCAGCGGGGGCCGUCUCAGUCCUGAGAGCAGCCAGAUCUUAACCAAGAAGAAACUGCAGGAUCUUGUCCGGGAGGUGGAUCCAAAUGAGCAGCUGGAUGAAGAUGUAGAGGAGAUGCUGCUGCAGAUUGCUGAUGACUUCAUUGAAAGUGUGGUGACAGCUGCCUGCCAGCUUGCACGGCACCGCAAAUCCAACACCCUGGAAGUGAAAGAUGUCCAGUUGCACCUUGAACGCCAGUGGAAUAUGUGGAUCCCAGGUUUUGGUUCCGAAGAAAUUAGGCCAUAUAAAAAAGCCUGCACUACCGAAGCUCAUAAACAGAGGAUGGCAUUGAUCCGCAAAACAACCAAGAAAUAAUGCCUGGGAAAGGCAAGGAGAUAUAAAUGGCUUUUCUGGGACUGGGAAAAAGAAAUCUGUCUCUAUAAACUGUGACAUCUCUGUGUUGUCAUCUGUGGAUGAUUUAUGCUUUACAGAGAGGCAUCUAUUUAAUGGUGCUGCAGUAUCUGACUUGGAGGGGAGAUCUGCCAAAAGCAUUAGCCCUGCCUGCCUCUCCCCCUCCCCGGUCUCUUUCCCCCCAAAGAACACAAUGUAUCUUGAAACAGCAACUUUUUUUCUGACUUCAGCAAUGGUUUAUGGUGUCCGGGAUUGUCCAAGGGACAGAAUAUCUCGGUAUUUUGAGGAACAGUAUUAGAAGCAGCUGUAGAUGUUUUUGUUUCCUUUAACUCUUUGUAAUGUCAGUGUUUGGAUUUGUUUUAUUAGUCAAGAAAUUAUGAACCUAAAACCAGGUCAUGGUACCAGUUAUGAAAAACACACCACUGAGGGCAUCAAGGCUGAAGCAAGCGAUGGGGCCUGUCUUCAAAAAAAAAAAACUCUUCAAAACAAACCUAUUUUGAGGCUCAGCAUCAAGCAAGAAAGACAUUGAUUUGUUUUUUUAUUUUUCAUUGCAGCUGCUUUGCUCUCCAAGGAGCCACUUAGAACAAGACACAGAGCAAAAGUUCUCCUAGGAUGAUUGUUCAGUAUCCAGCACACACAACGUUAACCAGUAGAUUCUGAUUACUGGCUAAGAAACGUUAAGAGGUCAAGGCUGUGUGUGUGCUGUGUGCAUCUACCUUUUAUGGCUUGUUAGUGUCUCCUACAGCAGGAUGAGAAACAGUUUUAAACAGCCCACCAUCCCUCUCCUUCAGUGUUUGAGCUCAAAUCGAAGCACACUCAAGUGUAAAAAUAGGUUUAGUCAGCCACAAUGCCUCCCCAGGGGUAUUUAAUGUGUGAAUUAGAAAUUGGCAUCAGUAUACCAAGCCUGCAGUGCUGUCCCUUUUUAUAACACAACCAGCUGUGAAUGGUCCUGUGUGAGUGAACUCUCCCCACACUUACAUGCUUUUGUUUUAAAAGUCUGGGUCAUGCUUGCAGAAAUAAUCUUGCCAGUCCUUUGCAUCCAAACUUUUCCUAUACUUUUUAAUCAUCCUACAUUUACCUACACAAUCACAUGUGAAGGUCACACAGUUAUCUCUUGCCCUGUGUUUUCCCACUAUGUGCUGAAUGGCAAUUGUUAUGGUGGUGUAUGGAGGUGUAGGCCAAAUAUCCUACCUGCAUUCACCGUUAGGAAGCUCGCAAAACUCUCGUCCUAACCAUAGUGCUAGUCUAAAACUCCAAAUGCGGCCCACAUGAUCUGUUCUAGUUAGCACCAUGACUCUGGUAAUGAAUCAGCAGGGCAAUUAAACGUCCCUCAUCUGGAUGGUGCACUGGGAUUUUUGUGCUUCUGAUUUUCUUAUUUAACAUGGUUUCCCUAAAGGAGAUCUGCUUUAGUGCACUUGUGCAGUAACUCCACCAUGUGGUUAUUUCUGGCAAUGCUUUUGAAGUAAAGACUAUAAACUAGUACAAUCCAGUUGUGUGUGUGUGAAAUAGUUAUUUGGGAGUGGCAUUGUGCACUUAAAUUGAUGUUAAAUUUAAAUGUUUUUGCCCUCUUAAAAGCAAAACUAACUUCCCCUUCAGAAUGAUGUUAAUGCAUUCAAUGUCAUUUAAAUUAUAUUUUUGCCUCAUGAAAACCAUCAAUAUGGCUUGGGCCUU